CCCAUUUUCCAGCUGUCCCUCAGUCGGUCGGGAUUUCGGAACCACAGGAGAAUCACCGGAAAGGGUUUAGUGGUAAAACAGCACAUUCGAGAGGGAAUACAACAUUAUAUGGUAACAUAAACACGCAACGAGCUACGUUAUCCUGAAUUACACGAUGGAAACUGAACUAUGAGGUGUUGUGUAGUGCAGACGACUGAGUGAACCAUGGCACAGUUCCCCACCACAUUCCCAGGUCCAGAUGUGUUUCUAAUCUCAGUGGAUGAGAGAGCCAAACAUGAUCAGCAGUUUCUCAGCCUCUCUCCGACUGCCGGGGGUUACAUUACAGGCGACCAAGCCAGGAACUUCUUCCUUCAAUCAGGUCUGCCCCCUCCCAUCCUGGCUCAAAUCUGGGCUCUGGCUGAUAUGAACAGUGACGGUCGCAUGGACAUCCACGAGUUCUCCAUCGCCAUGAAACUCAUCAAGCUGAAACUCCAGGGUCACCCUCUGCCCCCCGCUCUUCCUCCCAGUAUGAAACAACCCGCACUGACUUUACCCCCACAGAGUGGCUUUGGCAUGCCGCCCAUGCCUCCCAUCUCGGCUCCUCUGUCAGGCGUGCCUCCACUCCCCCUGCCACCUCUCCCUGUCGGAGUGUCUCCCCCACUCGUCUCGUCUGCCGCGCCUCCCCUCCCCCCGCCCCUCGCCAACGGAGCUCCUCCCACAGGCAUAAUGCAGCCAAUCUCAGGCUUCUCCCACCCAGCUCCCUCUGUCAACAAGUCUUCUUCGUUUAAUCGUUCCAGUACCAAGUUGCAGAAGGGGCCGUCCGUGGAUAUUGCUAGUGUUCAGCCCCCGCCUGAUUGGGCUGUUCCUCAGUCCUCCAGGCUGAAGUACAGACAGCUUUUUAACUCCCAUGACAAGAUGAUGAGUGGACACCUCACAGGUCCCCAGGCUCGCACUAUCCUGAUGCAGUCCAGUCUUCCUCAGGGACAGCUGGCCACGAUAUGGAGUCUAUCAGAUAUCGACCAGGAUGGAAAGCUAACAGCUGAGGAAUUUAUCUUAGCCAUGCACCUCAUAGAUAUGGCUAUGUCAGGGCUACCGCUCCCCCCGGUGUUACCGCCAGAUUACCUCCCACCCACAUUCAGGCGUGUGCGAAGUGACAGUGUUCAGUCGGACCAGAAGAGCGUCCAGGAGGAGUUAGAGGAGGAGGCGGAGAGCAGCCAGGACAAGAAAUUACCAGUGACGUUUGAGGAUAAGAAGAGGGAGAACUUUGAGCGAGGAAACCUGGAGUUGGAGAAGAGACGUCAGGCUCUGCAGGAGCAGCAGAGGAAAGAGCAGGAGAGGCUGGCAGCGCUGGAGAGAGAGGAGCAGGAGAGAAAGGAGCGUGAGCGUCUGGAGAAUGAGAGGAGACGACAACACGAACUCGAAAGACAACUGGAGAGACAGAGAGAGCUGGAGAGGCAGAGAGAAGAGGAGAGACGCAAAGAGAUAGAGAGGAGAGAGGCUGCUAAGCGUGAAUUAGAGCGCCAGCGUCAGUUGGAGUGGGAGCGUCAGCGUCGCCAGGAGCUUCUGACUCAAAGAAACCGAGAGCAGGAGAGUAUCGUGCUGCUCAAAGCCAGGAAGAAGACCCUGGAGUUUGAACUGGAGGCUCUGAAUGAUAAGAAGUCCCAAUUGGAGGGCAAGCUGAAGGAUGUUCGGUUUCGUCUGUCAGCUCAGCGGAGAGAGGUGGAGCAGACCAAUCAGACCAGAGAAACGCGCAUUGCUGAAAUCACCCUGCUACAACAGCAGCUGCAGGACUCCCAGCAGUGGUUGGGGAGGCUAAUUCCUGAUAAACAGAGUCUCAAUGACCAGCUGAAACAGGUUCAACAGAACAGUCUGCAUCGUGACAGUCUAUCGUCCCUGCAAAAGGCUGUGGAGCAGAAGGAGACCAGCAGACAGCAGCUCAGAGAACAGCUGGAUGCUGUGGAGAGAGAGACAAGGGCCAAACUGCUGGAAAUAGACGCUUUCAACACCCAGCUGAAGUCUCUGUGUGAGUUCUAUGCCAACCACUGUGCCAGGAUAGAAGCCCUGCGACGCCAGCUUCACGAGGAACAGAGAGGGAGACAGGAGCUGAGGGAAAUCCACAGCCGGCAGCAGAGGCAGAGACAGAGGGAGCUGGAAGGAGACACACCCACACUGACACACACACACCCUCACUUACACACCCCGAUCGAGAGGAAGUCUGCUGAACUACAGGACAGCAGGUUGUCAUCGGAGGAAGCCGUGGCCUGGAGGGAUGAAGCAGCCAGCUCCGCCCCCAGCGCUCCUAGCCCUCCCUCCAUCUCUGUACCACAUGCCUGGCUAAACAGAGUGACUCAGGAAGAGGAGGAGAGGAAGAGGAGAGGGGUGGAGGAGGAAGAGGAGGAGGAGGAGGGCCAGAAAGGGGCAGGAUCAGCAGAAGAGAAGGAGGAUGAGGGGAGAGGCAAGAAGGACAUGCAGGAGAAACUGAGCAAGCUGUUCAGCCAGCCGGCCGACCCCUGGGCCUCAACAGUAGAGAAGGCUCCGGUACCCAGUCUGUUUGACCAGAAGGCACCAGUCACUAGCUUUGACCAGCAUCAGCAGCCAGUGAAGGUGGUCUACUACAGGGCUCUAUAUCCAUUUGAUGCUCGCAGCCAUGAUGAGAUUAGUAUCGCUCCCGGAGAUGUAAUCAUGGUGAAGGGGGAAUGGGUGGAUGAAUCCCAAACAGGUGAACCCGGUUGGCUGGGAGGAGAGCUGAGGGGCCGUACCGGCUGGUUCCCAGCUAAUUACGCUGAACGGAUACCCGACAGUGAAGCACCAAUCAGCCUGCGUGCUACAGCCUCAGCCACACCCCCGUCAGCCAAGCAGCCGUUAUCCACGCCUCCCCCCGCACCUGGACAGACCUCCUCCUCCACGUCCUCCGCCAACAGUAACUGGGCUGACUUCAGCACCACGUGGCCCACCAACACAGCCAGUCAGUCAGACAGCGAGGGAUGGGACGCGUGGCCGACCUCUUCAACCAGUCAGAAUCCUUCGCUCAGUGUUCCCUCAGCGCAGCUACGGCAACGCUCUGCCUUCACACCUGCUACCCUCAGGACGGGCUCCUCUCCUUCUCCUGUGCUGGGACAGGGGGAGAAGGUCGAGGGUCUCCAGGCUCAGGCCUUGUAUCCCUGGAGAGCGAAGAAGGACAACCACCUCAACUUCAACAAAAAUGAGAUAAUAACCGUGUUGGAGCAGCAGGACAUGUGGUGGCUAGGUGAACUGCAGACCGGACAGAGAGGCUGGUUCCCCAAAAGUUACGUCAAGCUAAUCUCCGCCACCAUGACGCCUCCCCCUGGUCCCACAGCACGCAGCAAAAACACUAGUGAGUCUGGAGUAUCAGAAAGCCCACCCAAUGGAAAACGCCCCUCCCCUUCCCCAACAAAACCUUCCGAGUCUGGAGAAGAGUACGUGGCCAUGUACACCUACGAGAGCAGUGAACAGGGGGACCUGAGUUUCCAGCAAGGAGACGUCGUCAUGGUGACCAGGAAAGAAGGGGACUGGUGGACGGGCAUGGUCGGGGGCAAGACUGGAGUCUUCCCUUCCAAUUAUGUCAAGCCACGAGACUCGGCCUCAGAGUCUUUCGGACCAGCAGGGAAGACGGGCAGCCUGGGAAAGAAACCAGAGAUCGCUCAGGUGAUCGCCCCCUACAGUGCUACCGGCGCAGAGCAGCUGACCUUAGCUCCAGGACAGCUCAUCCUCAUCAGAAAAAAGAACCCGGGGGGCUGGUGGGAGGGUGAGCUCCAGGCCCGGGGGAAGAAGCGCCAGAUAGGUUGGUUUCCGGCCAACUAUGUGAAGCUGCUCAGUCCCAGCACCAGCAAGACGACGCCCACAGAGCCCACCCCUCCAAAACUGGCUCCUGCCAGCACAGGUACUCAUACAGCUGUGUGUCAGGUGAUCGGCAUGUACGACUACGUGGCCCAGAACGACGACGAGCUGGCCUUCCUGAAGGGUCAGGUGAUCACGGUGCUCAACAAAGACGACUGUGAUUGGUGGAAAGGAGAGCUCAACGGGCGGGAGGGUCUGUUUCCCAGCAACUACGUCAAACUCACCACGGAUACCGACCCAAGCACGCAGUGAUCAUAUCAUUACCCAGAACCCCCCUCUCCUCAAAGCCCUCAAAGAGACCCACUAGGCCACGCCCACUAGGCCACUCAACCAAUGGGACAGCAGCAAGAGGUCAUGGCGACUCUUCACCAAUAGAAGCCAGAGAGAGAGAGAGAGAGAGAGACAGACAGACAGACAGACAGACAGACAGACAGACUGUAACGUUAAAACGCCCAGUGGUGGCGAGAACUCUGUCUAUGCAUGGCUCUGACUGGACUUGGCCAAACUCUGUUUAUCUAAGGCUCUGGCUCCAAACAGCACUGUUCAACAGGAGGGAGCUCAAUAGUCAGAACUCCUCUCCUCUCCAGCUUUGUUCUUCUCUUCUCCUCCUCCAUCUUUUUUUUGUUGUUCUUCUUUUUUUUU
Molecule: messenger RNA, 4479 nt
Organism: Perca fluviatilis (European perch)
Lineage: Eukaryota; Metazoa; Chordata; Actinopteri; Perciformes; Percidae
Gene: itsn1
Product: intersectin 1 (SH3 domain protein)
Exons: 33
Coding region: 205-4089 (1294 amino acids)
Biological process (GO): endosomal transport; clathrin-dependent synaptic vesicle endocytosis
Cellular component (GO): clathrin-coated pit; presynaptic membrane; plasma membrane
Molecular function (GO): protein binding; calcium ion binding; molecular adaptor activity
Source: RefSeq, a predicted model, not a curated record